AUGCAGACACAAGAGAUACUGAGGUUGCUGCGGCUGCCCGAGCUGGGCGACUUGGGCCAGUUUUUCCGCAGCCUCUCAGCCACCACCCUCGUGAGUAUGGGUGCUCUGGCUGCCAUCCUCGCCUACUGGUUCACUCACCGGCCAAAGGCCUUACAACCACCAUGCAACCUCCUGAUGCAGUCAGAGGAAGUGGAGGACAGUGGCGGGGCCCGGCGAUCUGUGAUUGGAGAUGGCCCUCAGCUGCUCACCCACUAUUAUGAUGAUGCCAGGACCAUGUACGAGGUGUUCCGCCGUGGGCUUAGCAUCGCAGGGAAUGGACCCUGUCUUGGCUUCAGGAAGCCCAAGCAACCUUAUCAGUGGCUGUCCUACCAGGAGGUGGCCGACAGGGCUGAAUAUCUAGGGUCCGGACUUCUGCAACACAAUUGUAAAGCAUGUACAGAUCAGUUUGUUGGUGUUUUUGCACAAAAUCGACCAGAGUGGAUCAUCGCAGAGCUUGCCUGCUACACGUAUUCUAUGGUGGUGAUCCCACUAUAUGACACCCUGGGCCCUGGUGCUAUCCGCUACAUUAUCAACACAGGGCCUGGCUACCGUGAAGGAGCCUCUGCAGCAGCCUCCACACAAGCUGACAUCAGCACCGUGGUCGUGGAUAAACCUCAGAAGGCUGUGCUUCUGCUAGAACAUGUGGAGAGGAAGGAGACUCCAGGGCUGAAGCUCAUCAUUGUCAUGGAACCAUUCGAGGAAGCUCUGAAAGACCGAGGGCAGGAGUGUGGGGUGGUCAUUAAGUCCAUGCAGGCCGUGGAGGAGUGUGGCCAACGGAAUCAUCACGUCCCUGUGCCCCCGAAGCCCAGUGACCUCUCCAUUGUGUGUUUCACAAGCGGCACAACAGGGAACCCAAAAGGUGCGAUGCUCACCCAUGGGAACGUGGUGGCUGAUUUCUCAGGCUUUCUGAAAGUGACAGAGAAAGUGAUCUUUCCGAGACAGGACGAUGUGCUCAUCUCCUUCCUGCCUUUGGCUCACAUGUUUGAGAGAGUAAUCCAGUCUGUCGUCUACUGCCAUGGAGGGCGCGUAGGCUUCUUCCAGGGAGAUAUCCGUCUCCUCUCAGAUGACAUGAAGGCUCUGUGCCCCACCAUCUUCCCUGUGGUCCCUCGAUUACUGAACCGGAUGUAUGACAAGAUCUUUAGCCAAGCAGACACACCAUUAAAGCGCUGGCUCCUGGAGUUUGCAGCAAAGCGUAAACAGGCUGAGGUCCGAAAGGGAAUCAUCAGGAAUGAUAGCAUCUGGGACGAACUCUUCUUUAAUAAGAUUCAGGCUAAUCUUGGCGGGUGUGUGCGGAUGAUUGUUACUGGAGCAGCCCCGGCUUCACCAGCAGUCCUGGGAUUCCUCCGGGCAGCUCUGGGAUGCCAGGUUUAUGAAGGCUAUGGCCAAACUGAGUGCACGGCUGGAUGUACCUUCACCACGCCUGGGGACUGGACCUCAGGGCAUGUAGGGGCACCUCUGCCCUGCAAUCAUAUCAAGCUCGUCGAUGUCGAGGAACUGAACUAUUGGACCUACAAAGGAGAGGGAGAGAUAUGUGUGAGAGGACCAAAUGUGUUCAAAGGUUACUUGAAAGAUCCAGACAGGACAAAAGAGGCCCUGGACAGUGACGGCUGGCUUCAUACUGGGGACAUUGGGAAAUGGCUACCGGCAGGAACUCUUAAAAUUAUUGAUCGGAAAAAGCACAUAUUUAAACUUGCUCAGGGUGAAUAUAUUGCACCCGAGAAGAUUGAGAACAUCUACAUACGGAGUGAGCCUGUGGCACAAAUCUUUGUUCACGGGAACAGCUUAAAGGCCUAUUUGGUGGGCAUUGUUGUGCCUGACCCUGAAGUAAUGCCCUCUUGGGCUCAGAAGAGAGGAAUUGAAGGGUCAUAUGCAGAGCUCUGUGCAAAUAAGGAGCUGAAAAAAGCCAUUUUGGAAGAUAUGGUGAGGUUAGGAAAAGAGAGUGGACUCCAUUCGUUCGAACAGGUUAAAGCCAUUCACAUCCACUCUGACAUGUUCUCAGUUCAGAAUGGCUUGCUGACACCAACAUUAAAGGCUAAGAGACCUGAGCUGAGAGAGUACUUCAAAAAACAAAUAGAAGAGCUUUACUCAAUCUCCAUGUGA
Messenger RNA from Puma concolor (puma), 2139 nucleotides. The record is from RefSeq and is a predicted model, not a curated record. Lineage: Eukaryota; Metazoa; Chordata; Mammalia; Carnivora; Felidae.